AUGAAAGACACGAUGGCUACCUUCGGGGUAGAUAUGCACAAUGUGAGCGCGGACGAGGACCCCCCGUACGUCCAGGAGCACCAGCGGCAACGAAUGGUGCAGAACGUCAUGUCUAGCUCGCAGAACCUUAGGAGCAUGUCCAAGAUGGACCGUCUACGGUUGGCGUUGGAUCAGGUGCGCAACGAGCCUGCUGGGCAUGAAAAGUGGAACGAGGUGUACCUGUUCUUGCGCACGACGGAGAUGUGUACAGAGGUGUUGACGAACGGCUCAGACAUGUUCCCGAAAGGCAAAAAGCUCUGGAUUGAGAUGGAACUGUGCGAGGAGAAGCGGGUGCCGGUGUUGAUGGUACUGCCGAACGGGAUGCCAGUGCUUCCUAUAUUCACCAUGGAAGAGUAUAUGGAUUCGUACUUCUCGCGCACAAACGUGUACGACUCGUGCUGGUUCCCUGUGCCGCGCAGUGGGACGCAAUGGGAGGAGUUCUGCAAGCUUCCUUUUCCUGUGUGUGUCACCGGCAACAUUCAGCACUUUAGCACCCUGGCGACGGUGGCUCUCGGUAACCACCAACUCGGGAUUCUCGUCAAUCCUGGGAUGCGCUCUAGCAAGUUCAUCACCUAUCCUGAGAUGGUCACCUUAACGCAGCUGAGGCAGCAGAGGAGAAAACACCACCAACUGGCGGUGACGCAGUCUACCACCCCAGACGGCAGCGCCGCCGCUGCUGCUGGAAAAGAGCGGCUCUUUGACUCGAACUUAAUGAUGACCUUUGACACCACAAGGAUCCUGCUGAGGCGUCUCGAACCACAGGACCUCGACGGCUGCAUGGCGCAGCGGCCGCCGAUUCCGCCUGUUGCGCAACUCGAGCUGCACCUGCUGCUGCACGUGUAUCCAGAGAUCGAGUCUGUCUACAUCCGCACUGUUGAUCGACCGCGGUGGCGAAGAAUGCUAGGGGCCCCAGAGAUGAUGACACAGAUAGAUGUUGUCUGCAACCCCGCGCGCAAGCCGGACGCAAGCUUCGUUGAGCACCUGCAGCAGUGGAGCUUCAUGAAAGAGUUCAACAGCGACGUGCAUGUCGAGCUGACAAGCCGAGCCCCAGUGCAGGAGGGCUCUACAGGUGCUUUCAUGUGCGUGUACUCGAACGAGGUUGACGGUAAGCCGCUACGAGCCAUGACCACCUUUAAGGGACGCACCCUGGCGGACCAACUCAACUUCAACGAGCCCAUCACAGACAGCGAAGGUAACAAGCCGUACGAGCGCUACGUCAGCUACUUUUAA
Messenger RNA from Leishmania braziliensis MHOM/BR/75/M2904, 1269 nucleotides. RefSeq lists its product as hypothetical. The coding region runs from base 1 to 1269 and encodes 422 amino acids. The record is from RefSeq and is a predicted model, not a curated record. Lineage: Eukaryota; Euglenozoa; Kinetoplastea; Trypanosomatida; Trypanosomatidae. The transcript has a single exon.